UUUUGCUUUCGCGGUACAGGUUUAAGCUUUAUGGACCUUCAUGUUCUCCGUACAUCGGUUGCACAUGGCGGCUGGCAAAUGUCCACGCUAAAAGUGAGACUAUCCUUGCAGAAAGUUAGCUACUUUAAAUUGUAACAGAUAGUCAGUUGCAGUGGGAAAUAUUUUUUUAAAAGACAGACAAACAAAUUAGAAUGGGGGCUCGGUAUUUGUUUUUUGCCUUUGUAGGUUGUCGCCCCUGUUCAGUCACGCCGUGCUGCAGGAAAUUUUUUGGUUACCAUGUACUUCAUUCGCUUCAAAUACGAACUUUUGACACUAACGCAACGCGGAAUUUAACAUUGAGCAAGGUUUCAAACAUUACUAGGGGAGUUAACCUUAUCACAAACGGAUUGUCACAAAAACUGUCUUUGGGAUUAAAUUCAGCUUCUGUGUGGCGGGACUCUUUGAAAAGAUUAUGUAUGCAGGAGGAUGCGAGCAUAUUGGAGAUCGCCCGGAAACACAUCUGUCUGAGAGGCUUAAAGCCAGCUAGUACCAUUUCGCAGAUGCAGAAAAGAUGCUUUUACGUUUCCGUGAACGCAAACGCAGCGUUUCCACGGUGGUACUCCACCUCUACUGCAGUAGCGAGAGACGUGGUUCUGUUCGAGCACGACAGAACCGGUUUUUUUCGCCUGCUGACAGCGUUUUGUGCAUGUCAGGUGCUUUUCUGGACGUACUUGGCUCACUUCGCUUUUACCAGUCUGCGAAAGACCAAGACUGGCAACAAAAAAGCCACCAAGGACGUGGAACCAGGGGGCGAGGAAGGACUUCCGGUUUUCGGCGUGUCCUUAGGUACUAAUACUUGGAGGUUCGGAUUCACCCUCGGCUGUCUUGCUCUGGGAGGAGCCAUAGUUGGACUUGGAGUGCUGUUCAGUCGUCGAUCUGUCAGCCGAGUGGUUUUGCAUAAGGGUGGGGGUACAGUUACUGUGAAAACACAGUCACCGUUUGGGGUUGACAUGGCCCGAUGCAUUACAGUACCUCUGUCUCAUGUGACCUGUCAUGCACAUAGGAUGGAGUCUCCUUCUUUCAUCCCCCUUCGGGUCAAAGGUCACAGAUUCUAUUUCCUUUUGGACAAGGAUGGAAAGUUGAACAACACCAAACUGUUUGACAUCACUGUGGGGGCAUAUAGGCCACUCUGAGGCGCGUGGAAACCCCUUAGCAUGUGGAAUUAUAUUUUAACUUCACCUACUUCAGUUUCAAAUCAGAAAACAGCAAAAACUCUGUAUGGAAUUUCAAUCCAAAAUAAAGGUUUUUGUGAUUUGAUUUGAAUUCACUUUCA
Molecule: messenger RNA, 1312 nt
Organism: Paramormyrops kingsleyae
Lineage: Eukaryota; Metazoa; Chordata; Actinopteri; Osteoglossiformes; Mormyridae
Gene: tmem223
Product: transmembrane protein 223
Biological process (GO): nervous system development
Cellular component (GO): mitochondrion
Source: RefSeq, a predicted model, not a curated record